CAACAACACUAAACAUUCACGAUAAGGCAAAGUAUUAAAAAUAAUUGUGAAUGAUAGACUUAUUGGAGGAAUUUUCAUUUCAUAUUCAAGUGCUGAGGAAUUUCUGAUUGGAAUUUUUUGUGUUGUCUUUUGCUCUUUUUUUGACUGUUUGCCAUCUCGAUUUCUGCAAAAAGUUGACGGCACGUGCAUUACCUUUUCGGGUGUUCCAUUGUAUUUUACGGGUGCAGUUGUUUGUUUUCAUCAAUAAAGUGUGUGUAAUAACAAACAAAGCUUGCUAAAAAUUUGUGAAUCAGUUAAAAUAGUGAAUUCAAGCAUAAAGUGUAACUGUAAUAUAAGGUGUAAAGAUGGGAAAGAAUAACAAAAAUAAAAAUAAUAAAUCGGCCAGCAAUAAGAAUCAGUCUGCAGCCAAUGUCAUCGCCCACGCACACGCUGCACAGUCAUCUACGAAACCACAGCAACAACAACAGGCGCCAAUUAAACGACCCACGCUGACUCUGCAAAAGCACAACGAAUUGAGCUCACUUAUCAAUGCAUUGCUCGAAAUAGGUUUUAAGCAGCCCGCAAACCCAAAAGAAGAAUGGGAGCAAUAUUUAGAAAUCCAAACACUGUUGCAUCGUGUGCAAAUACUUGAAACGCCUUUGCGCCGCCCCACCUGCAAUCAAACUACAGAAGCGCGUUUGGCUAACAUUGAAAAUUUCUAUCGUUGGGCCACUGAAAAUGGUUUGCGUUUUGAUGGUGUGCGUAUAGCACAAUUUCAAGGCUACGAAUUAGGCUUAGAGGCCACACGCGAUAUAGCCGAAGAGGAAGUGCUAUUUAGUAUACCGCGCAAGCUUAUACUCUCCGAGGAGAAUAUGGAUUUAGAAUAUAGUCCAACGCAAUUCGGUUCGAUGUCGAAUCUAAAACUAUCGUAUGUAUUAAUGUUGGAGGCAUUGAAACCGGAUAGCUUUUGGAAACCCUAUAUCGAUUUGCUGCCGGAGAAGUAUAAUACUGUACUAUAUUUCACAACCAAAGAAAUGGAGAUGCUGCGUGGCUCAAAUGCUUUAACUGCGGCACUUCGUCAGUGCAAAGCGAUUGCGCGUCAAUAUGCGUUCCUCUACAACUGCACCGUGAAGGCACCGCGUGCAGAUAAAUUCAACUCAAUUGGACAGACGUUUAAGGAGCAGUUCAACUAUGAUUUGUAUCGCUGGGCCGUCUCCACUGUCAUGACGCGUGAGAACUUAGUGCCACGCUCACGUCCCGCGCGUAGUGGCGUUGAUGAUGCUAGUCAAGAGAGCGAAACAAUCGCAGCGCUCAUACCCUUCUGGGAUAUGGCCAAUCAUCGCCAGGGACAUGUCACCUCCUUCUUUAAUAUCGAAACACAGGAGAUGGAGAGCUCUGCUCAGUCUAGUUUUAAAGCUGGCGAACAAAUCUUCAUACAUUACGGCAAUCGUUCUAAUGCUGAUCUCAUGAUACAUAACGGCUUUAUCAACCCGACCAAUCCGAAGGACUAUGUCUGCAUCAAACUCGGCCUUGGCUCAACCGAUCCACUGCUCGAAAAACGCGUCCAAUUGUUGCUAAUGAUGCAGAUAUCAAAGAAUACCGACUUGCAAGUACUGCCACCACCCAAAUACAUUUCAUCCGAACUGCUGGCGUUCGUGCGCGUCUUCAACAUGAACGCACAACAGCUGGAACACUGGAUUAACUCAGAACGUGCCAUGGAUCUGUUACACAUCGACUGCGCGCUCGAGACGACGCUCGAAUCGAGGACUUGGCAAUACUUGCAGACACGUCUCAUGCUAUUGCUGCGCGUCUUUCCCACCACGCUGGAGGUGGAUGAAGAGCAGCUGGCCGCAUACAAGAAGGGCGAACUGUAUCUCUGCUAUGUCGAGGCGAUGGUGCUGGAGUAUCGCGUGCUGGAGAAACGCGUCUUAGCGGCAGCGCUCGAUUAUGCCAAGCAGCGCGUAAAAACUUAAGUGACAUGUGAAGUGUGCAACAAAGGCGGACGAGCUGGAGUGAGACAAAUAAAAUUCAUGCAAAUUUUUGUGGCCAUUUAAACGUACAUAUAAUGCUCAGCGAAUUUGUAUACCUUACAAAUAUUUAUAUUUUUAAAUUUUGUUUUUUAAUUGAAGUUUUAGUUUUAAUUUAGUAAUAUUAAGUUAUAUAUAAUAAUUUGUGUAAGUUUGCAUUUCGUUGACUGAUUAAUUCACUUUUUUUUAUAAGUUUUUUACGCUUAAUUUUAUUAUUUCGUUUUUGAAAUCUUUUUCUAUUAUUUAAAAAUAAAAAUUAUAUAGAAUUUUGCUUUUAAAAGUGAAAAUAAAUUUUAAAUUAAUUUUUGCAAAAAAUUUUUAAUAUUGAAAGCUAAUAUGCUAUAGUUCUUAAAACUAAUAUGCUCAUUUUCAAUCAAAUAAUUUUGCUGAAGAAACUUAUUAUUUUGUUUUUGAAAAAUAUAGUUUUCAAAUAAUAAAGUAAUAUACAAGUAUAUUUUGAAAAAUUAAAACUUUCUGUUAAUAAUAUGUUAAAUUUAUAAAAAAGAUAUAAAAAUUAAAUUGUGUAAAAAUUUUUUUAUAUUAACAAAUUUAUACUUUUUUUUUUGAAAAUUAAAAAAAUUAUAAAUUUUUUUCUGAAAGUUUUUUUUUUAUAUACAUAUAUUAAUUAAUUUUUCGAAAACAUUUUUUUAUUCAAGAAUUUGAAAAUAUAAAUAAUUUAAUAAGAAAUAUUAGAAAAACAGAAAAAAAAUUUAUUUUCUUCAAUAAAAUUAUUAACACCAAAUAUUAUGAAAUAAAGUAGCCACUUUUUUAUUACAAAAUAAAUUUUGGUUAAAUGUAUUAAAAUAGUAUAUGUUUGGUUCAAAUUACACAUUUUUAAUAAAAUGUUGAUUUUUUUUUGUUUUUAAUGGAAACUAAUUUUAUUUUUAAUUUCAAUUUAAAAUAUUUUGUCCAAUAAAUAUUUUGAUAUCAGUUUAAAUUUUCAAUCAAUUUAAAUUUUUCAUUAAAAUGCUGAAGUUAAAUUUUUGAGAAAUAAAUCAUUAUAACAGUAAAUGCUUUUAAUAACUUGCUUCAAGCCCUACUAACACAAAUAGUGUCCCAUUGAAUGUAUUAUCUGUAAGAUAGAACUAGUUAAAUAUCCUUCUAUGCCAAAAAGUCAGAAAAACUAUUUAAAAAAAAAAAUCAAAUAUUUUAAUAAAACGAAAAUUUAUUUAUUUUUGCAUUGUUUUGAAAA
This is a messenger RNA of Bactrocera oleae (olive fruit fly), 3198 nucleotides long. It is a transcript of the gene Setd3, whose product is annotated as SET domain containing 3. The record is from RefSeq and is a predicted model, not a curated record. Lineage: Eukaryota; Metazoa; Arthropoda; Insecta; Diptera; Tephritidae. Gene Ontology annotation, molecular function: protein-lysine N-methyltransferase activity; protein-L-histidine N-tele-methyltransferase activity; protein binding. Gene Ontology annotation, biological process: peptidyl-lysine monomethylation; peptidyl-lysine trimethylation; actin modification.